Messenger RNA from Thlaspi arvense, 1572 nucleotides. Lineage: Eukaryota; Viridiplantae; Streptophyta; Magnoliopsida; Brassicales; Brassicaceae. The record is from the annotation of a GenBank genome assembly.
AUGGACGAUUCGAUUUUAUCUUCUUCUUCUUCUCCAUACGACCUUCUCUUUCAAGCUCUCUUGCUCAUCCCUAUUCGUCACUACCUCUUCGCUCUCUUCCUUAUCUGGUCCGUCUUCUUCUACAAUUUCCUCGAGUUCCAUUUCCUUGGCGAUACGAUUCUUCACUAUUUCAAAUGCCGCGUAAAUCUCAUCUACAAUCCCGAUUCACCUCUUUACCACGGCGUUGUCUCUCGUUGCCGGAUCCUUCACGGACGAUAUGUGGCGACGCCGUGGUUAGCGAGUCCUCAUCUUCAAACUUGUUUCCUGAAUUUCAACGGACUGCCUCCUGUUUUCAGCUACAGCAGACAGCUCUUUCGUGCUUCUGAUGGUGGAACGAUUGCAUUGGAUUGGCUGACGAAUUCUGAUGUUCUUGAUGGUUCUCAGAAUGAAAUCUUAAAAGAAGACAAAACACCUAUUGCUGUAGUUAUUCCAGGGUUAACUAGCGAUUCUUCAUCUGCAUAUCUAAAGCAUCUUGCUUACAACACUGCAAAAACAGGUUGGAAUGUGGUUAUUAGCAACCAUAGAGGAUUGGGUGGUGUUUCUGUUACUUCCGAUCGCUUCUAUAACGCUGGAUGGACAGAGGAUAUACGUGUAGUUCUUGGACAUCUUCAACAAGAAUACCCAAUGGCUCCUCUCUUUGCCAUUGGAACUAGCAUUGGAGCAAAUGUUCUGGUCAAGUACCUUGGGGAAGAGGGUGAAAAGACUCCUCUGAGGGGUGCUGUAGCUAUUUGCUCUCCGUGGGACCUCUUGAUUGGUGACAGGUUCAUCUGUCGAACGUUGAAACAAAAGUUAUACGACAAAGCUCUCACCAUAGGACUCCAAGGUUAUGCCCAAUUACAUGAGCCUCAGUAUACACGUCUUGCUAAUUGGGAAGGCAUAAAAAAGUCACGUUCCAUCCGAGAUUUUGACAACCAUGCUACCUGUAUUGUCGGAAAAUUUGAGACCGUGGAUACGUAUUACCGAAAAUCUAGCAGUACACAAUACGUAGGAAACGUGGCGGUGCCGUUACUCUGUAUAAGCGCUUUAGAUGAUCCAUUAUGCACAAAAGAAGCUAUUCCCUGGGACGAAUGCCGGGCAAACAAAAACAUUGUCUUGGCUACAACAAAUCACGGAGGACAUCUAGCGUUCUUCGAAGGAUUAACCGCAUCUAGCUUGUGGUGGGUUCGAGCCACCAACGAGUUUCUUUGCACCCUUAGCUGCAGUAGUCAUAUGCAUGUACAGAAAAUUCAAGAGAGAAGAAGCUCAGGAUCAGGAAAGGAAGAGGAGCCUUCGAUAAACCAAGGACCGUACCUGAACAUUACGGAAGACGGGUUAGUGGCAGCAGUAAACUACGAGGAAACCACCACAAUGUCAGAAGAAGCAACACAAGUAUCGAACCAGACCGGACCAAAGCGUAAGGAUGAUGUAAUAAAGAGAAAACGGUCGAUAUGGUUGCUUGGUUACAUAGGCGUGGUAACAGGUUUCCCUUUAGUCGGGAUGCUCAUAAACUAUCUCUUCCGUAAGAAGCAACGACCCACAAAAUCUAAAUCCUGA